AUGUCAAACUCUCUUUCAUUCACCCUCACCAUCAUCCUCUUCAUUGUCUCUUCUUUGUGUGUCAUUUCCACCUCAGAGGCAUUCCCCACCAGCACCACCACUUCCUCAUCAGUCGUUACAGUCUACAGUCGUGAACAUUUUGUGUUCGGAGUGGAUGAUCUCGAGAAAGGACUAGCAGUUGCCAAACUCUCCGAUCAAAUCCAAACCAAUGGUUGGACUCGACUCGAUAUUCGCACCAAUUCAGCUCAUCCCGAUCAAGUACAGACCUUUGCUGCGGGAAUGGCAGAAGGCUUACUCUCCUAUUUUCAAACUUGGCAGUUGUAUCAAAAUCAAGUCUAUGAUUGGAAUUUUACAGAAACAGCGACUACUUUUAUGAAACAUUCAUGCCGGAAUGAUUCUUCAUUGUUGUGUAAUUAUGCAUAUCCGGAACGAAUUGUUCUGUUUUUGAAACGAAAUUUGGAAUGGAUGAGAGAGGAGGCGAAAAGAAGAAAAUUUGAAUUUAAAUUUUGGUAUCAUGUGGAUUUGUUGUUGGAACAAUUUGAUGGAUUAGUACACGGGUUUAUGAGAAUGCAAGAAUUGGAUUCGAGAAUUGCUGAAAAUAAGAGAAUGGAUUGGUUUGAUUUGUAUGUGUUGCAAUCGGCUGGAGAUAUGUACACUUUGGUGGAUGCAUUGGGUCAAAUGGAUUCUCACCAAGUCAUCCAUGCGAGAGCUAGAGCUGAAGCAUUUAAGAUGGGAAUUCCAUUGGAAGUUUUCCAAUCAAGAGCUUUUAAUAGAAAAUACAAAGAAGAUGCUCCAUUUACUGAAUGUAGUGCACUUAUUAAGGUCACAUCCUCCUCUUCACAAAAGAAAUGUGAUGAUUUAUUUGUGGGACAUACCACAUGGAGAAGAUUUAAUAUUAUUAACAAAUUUUUCAAGAGUGUCACCAUGUCACUUAAAUUUGCAGCAGCUAAAACUAUCACUUUGAGUUCAAGUGCAAGUUUUUUCUCAAGUAAGGAGGAUUAUUAUGUCAUGGAUUCGGGAAUUGUUGCAUUGGAAACUUCACUUAGUACUUACAAUUCAACACUCUUCUCAUUGAUCAAGCCAGAAUCGUUGUUGUGUUGGGUGAGAAGUGUGGUGGCCUCUCGAUUGGCAUAUACUGCAAAGGAAUGGGUUGAAUUGUUUUCCUUGCAUAGCAGUGGUACCUAUAACAACCAGUGGAUGGCUCUCGAUAUGAAGAAAUUUACUCCUGGUAACUGUCAAUUACAGCCAGACACUUUAUGGAUUAUUGAGGAAAUUCCAGGAGGUGCCAAUGAAAAAGCUGAUGUCAGCGCUGUUGUCAAUUCACAAGGAGGAUACUGGCCAUCUUACAACAUUCCCUAUUUCCCAAAUAUUUACAACAGUUUAGGCUACAAUGAAGCAAAGAAAAAGUUUGGCAAUGAAAUGGAUUAUCAUUUGUGUCCUCGUGCAAAGAUCUUUGCGAGGGAACAAGGAAAAAUUACAAGUGAUUGGAAAUCUUUUGGAGCCAUGUUGCAAUUCAAUGAGUGGCAAACAGAUCCAUUCAGUGAAGGAGAUCCAGCAAAAUCGAUUGCUGCUCGUUACGAUUUGAGAACUCCACAAAGUGGAUUGAAGCCAUCUGCAUUUGGAGGUGCUGAUUCAAAGUUAACUAGUUACUCGAAUGUGAUCAACAAUCCAAAACCUGUCACUUUUGGUAUUGCAGGUCCAACUCACCAAAAUCAAUCUGUUUUUACUUGGAAAGAUCCCAAAUGGAGUUCCAUUCCACACUUGGGUCAACCAGAGACGUAUGAUUUUGGUUGGGUUGAAUUGAGCUCAAAAGAUGAAUAA
Naegleria fowleri is the source of this 1821-nucleotide messenger RNA. RefSeq lists its product as uncharacterized. The transcript has 2 exons. Gene Ontology annotation, molecular function: glycerophospholipase activity. The coding region runs from base 1 to 1821 and encodes 606 amino acids. Gene Ontology annotation, biological process: phospholipid catabolic process. The record is from RefSeq and is a predicted model, not a curated record. Lineage: Eukaryota; Heterolobosea; Eutetramitea; Acrasida; Naegleriidae. Gene Ontology annotation, cellular component: extracellular region.